Messenger RNA from Pogoniulus pusillus (Red-fronted tinkerbird), 1234 nucleotides. It is a transcript of the gene NKAP, whose product is annotated as NFKB activating protein. Gene Ontology annotation, biological process: regulation of gene expression. Gene Ontology annotation, molecular function: chromatin binding. The coding region runs from base 29 to 1126 and encodes 365 amino acids. Gene Ontology annotation, cellular component: nucleus. The record is from RefSeq and is a predicted model, not a curated record. NCBI's taxonomy places the organism in Eukaryota, Metazoa, Chordata, Aves, Piciformes, Lybiidae. The transcript is spliced from 9 exons.
CGUCGGCAGCGGCCGCCCCGCAGCUGCCAUGGCGCCGGCGUCCCGUUCCCGCAGCCCGCCGGCCUGCAGCCCCGAGCGCCGCGGCCGCAGGUCGCGCUCCCGCUCCCGGUCUCGCUCCCGUGAGCGCAACGGCUUGAAGCGCCCGAGCCACCGGCGGAGCCGGAGUUGGUCCCGUUCCCGCGAGCGCACCCCCGGCGGGCCGCGCUCCGCCGCGCACCACGGCCACCACCACGGCAAGGCCUGGCCUGAGUACUACGAGAAGGAGAAGGAGGAGAUCCUGCGGCAGAGGAGACUCAAUGAGAGAGAGAGAAUCGGAGAACUGGGGGCACCAGAAGUCUGGGGACUGUCACCAAAGGUUCCUGACCCUGACUCUGACGAGCACACACCAGUAGAAGAUGAAGAGGCCAAAUCUAAGAGUAGUUCUUCAGAUUCCAGCUCAGAAGAGGAAAAAAAGAAAAAGAAGAAGAAAAGAAAGAAGAAAAAGCGGAAAGCAUCCAAAAGAAAGCGCAGAAGACAUUCUGAGGACAGCGACAGUGACUCAGAGUCUGAGCAGAGCUCCAGCGAUGAUGAUAAAAGGAAAAGCAAGAAGAAGAAAAAGAAGAACAGAAAGAAGAAGUCUAAGAAAAAGAAAACUAAGAAGAGUAGAAAGGAAUCCAGUGAUUCAAGCAGUGAAGAUUCUGAUGACGAAGCAUUUCAAGGAGAAGAUCUCUGGAUUGAGAGAUCAAAAAAUACUGAAGCCGAUAGCUUGAUUGGACCAGAAGCUCCCAAAACCCAUGCAUCUCAGGAUGAUCGGCCUUUGAACUAUGGACAUGCCCUCUUACCUGGUGAAGGUGCAGCAAUGGCAGAGUAUGUAAAAGCAGGAAAACGUAUACCCCGGAGAGGUGAAAUUGGCUUGACCAGUGAAGAGAUUGCAUCGUUUGAGAGUUCUGGUUAUGUCAUGAGUGGCAGCAGACAUCGCCGGAUGGAAGCUGUGCGUCUGCGUAAAGAGAACCAGAUUUACAGUGCAGAUGAGAAGAGAGCUCUGGCCUCCUUCAACCAGGAGGAGAGGAGAAAACGAGAGAAUAAAAUCCUUGCAAGCUUUCGAGAGAUGGUCUACAGAAAGACUAAGGGCAAAGAGGAAAAAUAGCUAUUUGAACUGUACACCAUAGCUUCUGCCAAGCAGCAGCUAGCCUGUUCUAGUCAUGACCUGAGAAAAGCUGUAAGUGCUGCAGGGCCUUUCACCCACCAGGGCCAA